AGUUUAAAGAAUGAUUUACCGAAUCUGAGACCGUGUGUUUCCAGAACGGGGGCAGCGAUGGAUGUGGAUACCCUGAGCGGCACCAACAGCGGCACGGGCAAGAAGCGCUUUGAAGUGGAAAAGUGGACAGCAGUAGCCCUCUGGGCCUGGGACACUGAGGUUGAUAACUGGCCAUCUGCAAGGAACCACAUUAUGGAUCUUUGCAUAGAAUGUCAGGCGAACCAGGCGUCUGCCACUUCUGAAGAGUGCCCCUUUGCGUGGGGAGUCUGUAAUCAUGCUUUUCACUUCCACUGCAUCUCUCGCUGGCUCAAAACACGGCACGUGUGUCCGCUGGACAACAGAGAGUGGGAAUUCCAAAAGUAUGGGCACUAGAAAAAGAAUAUUCUCCAUCAAGCUCAACUGUUUUGUUAUUCAUUUAGUGACUUGCCCUCCUGUUACUUAAUUGUAAGUUAGAUAGAACUGGGUCUUUUCCGCUCUGUCUUUUCACUUUGCUACUCCUGCAGUCCUAUUGUGUUCCGUGUCAAAUAAAAUCCAGUUGGGUUCUAAAAAAAAAAAAAAAAGACCUAACCUGGCUAGAGAACCUGGCUAGGCUGCUGAUCAACUGGAAAAAAGAGAAAAAAAAAAAGAAUGAUUUACCAUUAAUGACUAGCCUUUCUAAUUUCUUCUUGACUACAGAGCUUAGCUGAUAAACUUGACUUGGUCAAGAAGCUACCAAGAUCUAUUCUACUUGUUCAGGGUUUACCAGUUGCUUUAAAUUUCUCUCAAAUGCCCUAACCUUCAUGCAAACUUCCUAAAAAGUGGGCCAAGAUGGUCUUAAUCUCUUCUAGCCAUCCAUUAACACACUAUACAUACCAGUGUUUCUGAAGCCAGCAGGAUUCCUUAAGAUACUACCAGGUGUUCAGGGUGAAAUAAAUUUGGGAAACACUGGA
Messenger RNA from Myotis brandtii (Brandt's bat), 929 nucleotides. RefSeq names its product E3 ubiquitin-protein ligase RBX1. NCBI's taxonomy places the organism in Eukaryota, Metazoa, Chordata, Mammalia, Chiroptera, Vespertilionidae. The record is from RefSeq and is a predicted model, not a curated record. The transcript has a single exon. The annotation marks the transcript as partial. Gene Ontology annotation, cellular component: nucleus; cullin-RING ubiquitin ligase complex. Gene Ontology annotation, molecular function: ubiquitin protein ligase activity; cullin family protein binding; zinc ion binding. Gene Ontology annotation, biological process: protein ubiquitination; ubiquitin-dependent protein catabolic process.